AACCACAGAAUGAGAAAAUGCUGCAAGGAGGAGCGCUGGAUGGAGUCUACAGGCUGGCCCAUUUUCAUAUUCACUGGGGAUCCUGUGAGGGCCAAGGGUCUGAGCACACUGUGGAUGGUGUGAAGUACGAUGCAGAGCUCCAUAUUGUUCACUGGAACGUAAAAUAUGGUGAAUUUGCUGAAGCUGUGAAACAUCCUGAUGGUUUGGCUGUGGUAGGCAUCUUCAUGAAGGUAGGAAAUGCCAAGCCUGAAAUACAGAAAGUUGUGGAUGCUCUGAACUCCGUUCAAACCAAGCCCAUCUACUUUCUUUAUUGUAGAACAAACUUUGACCCCACUGGACUGCUUCCCGCAUGCAGGGAUUAUUGGACGUACCCUGGCUCCCUGACCACCCCUCCACUGCUCGAAUGUGUGAUCUGGCAUGUUCUGAAGGAGCCUAUCACUGUCAGCCCCGAGCAGAUGUGCAAAAUCCGUGGCCUUUGCUUCAGUGCUGAGAAUGAGCCCGUGUGCCAUAUGGUGGACAACUGGCGCCCAUGCCAGCCUUUGAAGAGCAGAGAAGUCAGAGCUUCCUUCCAGUAACCUCAGCGCUGAGUGUGUUAGAAAUUGCUGUGUUUGUGAGGAGCCUCUUCUGCUAAGCACAAAUCAAACCUUUGCCGUGUGUGCCCUGGCAACAUCUUGUCUCUCAGAUCCAUUCUUUCUUUCACUCUGCAUCUAAAAUGCCAGCUAAUGAAAUGUGAAGGGCUCUUGGCCAAAUAGGAAAGGGUUCUUAAGGUGUGGGCUUGGGGGAGGUAUGGGGGGGGGGAGCAGGUGGUGGCUGUGUGCAUUUUGGUGACUAUUACUGAGACCAGCACUUGGGUGUAACAGUAUAUUGGUGACUUGGGAGAGGAUAUGGUGAUAGCAAAAUAAGCCAUUUUUAAGUAACCUCAUCCACUGGUGUGAUAGUACACAUAACUAACGAUAACUUGAAGCUUUGUGAAAAGCACAGGAAUACGGAAUCUAGGUAUGAUUUAGGAAAACAAGUAUUUUGAAGUAAAGCAAAAUGAAUACUGAGAAUUAGACUUCUUAGAUUUUAAGAAACUGACAUGUAAAUAUUUUUGAGACCAUUUUACAUUUUUACCCAUGCUAUCAAGACCCUUGAUUAUGUCUUAAUGGUAGUGUUGGACAUUUUUAAUUAAAAAAUCCUAAAUUUAAGUAUUAUCUUUGAAAGUUGUUAUUACCAUAGAAAUAGUACAAAAUAUCUUUUCAUUGAAAUAAUAUAUGCUCUAAUUUAAAGAGGAAAAUAAUAUUGUAUUUUAGAUAACUUCUCUAAUAAAGCUAUACUU
This is a messenger RNA of Cariama cristata (Red-legged seriema), 1318 nucleotides long. RefSeq names its product carbonic anhydrase 2. Gene Ontology annotation, molecular function: carbonate dehydratase activity; zinc ion binding. NCBI's taxonomy places the organism in Eukaryota, Metazoa, Chordata, Aves, Cariamiformes, Cariamidae. The transcript has 6 exons. The coding region runs from base 18 to 575 and encodes 185 amino acids. Gene Ontology annotation, cellular component: cytoplasm. The record is from RefSeq and is a predicted model, not a curated record.